Anguilla rostrata (American eel) is the source of this 3845-nucleotide messenger RNA. RefSeq names its product TLC domain-containing protein 4-B-like. NCBI's taxonomy places the organism in Eukaryota, Metazoa, Chordata, Actinopteri, Anguilliformes, Anguillidae. The coding region runs from base 489 to 1277 and encodes 262 amino acids. Gene Ontology annotation, cellular component: membrane; endoplasmic reticulum. The record is from RefSeq and is a predicted model, not a curated record. Gene Ontology annotation, biological process: lipid homeostasis. The transcript has 9 exons.
GGGACGGGCACGCACGUGUGUAGGCUCUUUAAGAUUAAAGCAGUAACUUUAUCCUUUCGCUUUCCCUCACGUAACCCCGCAUCUCCGAGGUAAUCGAACGUCACUAUGAGGCGCAUCUUUCAGUUUGAGAAAGGGUUCUUCAAGGUUUGAUUUUGUAUUUCACGAUCUAGAUUUUAGCAAUUCAUUGCAGUUAUGAAAAUAAGUUGGCUUCCGCUUAUUUGAAGUUUCGGCAUGAUCGUAAACCUCCGGCGACCUCUGUAAACUCUUGAUUAUUUCCCUCAUUUUUACUAUCAGUGAGAGAAGAAAUCGAGGCCUACAGUGUUGGCAGCCUACAACAAACAGUGGAGGAGUGGAAGUAGGAAAGUAACUAGGUUAGUGUUAAUCUGCGGUGACGGGAACACAUUUUGGCCGUGACAGCAGCUAAAUCAGGGGAAGCAGUCAAUCAGUGCUUCAAGGGUGUUGCGAAGAACAAGUGGCGUCAUUUGGUCAUGGACCCCUUUAACAAGCUGAUCCUCACUCUCAUGGUUCUGAGUUUCCUGGUGUUCCAGGGGCUGUUCCAUGCCAUCAGCCCCUGGGCCUCAUCUCAUGUCAGCUCAGGUUUCCGGCAGCUCAGCCGAAAACAGAAGAUCGAAUGGAACUCCAGGACCUUGUCCACGCUUCAUGCACUUGUAGUGGGUGUCUUCUGUUUCUACAUAUUACUCUUCGAUGAUGCCAUCAACCUAGACCCUGUGUGGGGCGAUGCAACCCUGGUGAAAAUCAACGUGGCCAUAACCACAGGCUACCUCAUAUCAGAUCUGUUGCUCAUAUUGUACUUCUGGGAUGCAAUUGGAGAUAAGCUCUUUGUUGUUCAUCAUCUGGCAGCAUUGUAUGCUUACUACUAUGUACUGGGUAAAGGAAUGUUGCCUUAUUUUGCUAACUUCCGUCUGCUUGCAGAGUUCUCUACUCCUUGUGUCAACCAGCGCUGGUUCUUUGAGGUGUUGGGUUACCCCAAAUCCUCCAAACCGAACCUGGCUAAUGGAGUUCUGAUGGCGACCACGUUCUUCCUGGUGAGGAUCAUGGUCAUGCCUGUCUACUAUGGCCGCAUGUACUCUGUGUUAGGCAUGCAGGCCAUCUACAGGGUGUCCUUGGGUGGUCGCAUUGCCUGGAUUCUCUCCAGCUUCUGCCUGGAUGUCAUGAACCUUAUGUGGAUGCACAAGAUUGCUCGGGGGUGCUUCAAGGUGCUACAUUCUGGGCAACGGCCCAAGCUGCAAACGUAUGUAAACAGGAAGGUGGAAUAAGCGUGGGGCAGUCACAGGCCCUGUCUGUUCUGCUGGGAGAGACUGAGACAAGCAAUGACAGAUUCUACAGACUGUUUCCAAGACAAAGCUCUUCCCAUGCAACUUUAACUCAUUGAUUGGUGGCUAACACUAACCAGGAUUAACCACUAAUGUGGAUUUUAUGGAAGAAGUGGAUGGCAGAACUUGUGGUUUUUUUUUCUGUAUUUAUGUAUUAUUUUAUCUCAUGGACAGCUCCUUUGUUUAAGAAGAGUGACCCAAACAGCGCGGACACUGUUUAUUGAUACUUACACAUGGAAUUAGGCCUCUAAACCUUGCCAGUGGUCGUUUGAUUUAUGUUCUGUAAAUAUUCUCUGAGGAACAGUGGAAUUUGACACCUUACCCUUAAGAGCGCAUGACUUGUUUGGCAGAGCCAUUAUACCAAUUCCUGCAGUUGUUUCCCUUUGCAUUCUUGUGUUCUUAGUGGACAAAUUUCAAUUUUGCAUGUCAGCUGAGCUGAUUGUUUCACACUAAUAUACUGGAUAUUCUUCAGCCAACUGUUACUUCCGUCAGUCUGUGAUUAAGAAACAGAAUUCUAACUGGAGGAGACAGUAUACUUCCACUUUGGUAAUCAUUCUUAUACCUCAGCCUUUAAUCCAAAAAUAAACUACAUCAGUUGUAAUUUACAGAUAUGAAAACAUUUGAACACACAUUUGUUUUAUUUACUGUAAACAAAAUGAAAGGGCUUAUGUAUGUAGUCUCCUAGAAUUGCCUGUCUCCUGAAUUGCCUCUGUUUAUGGCAGAGUAAUGAGGGAAACUCUGACAUACUGAAUGUACUGUUUAAAUUAAGGGUUGAUAUGGAACAUACUACAUAUGACUGUCCGUUGUACUUUAAGAUGAACAUGGCUGAGAAAUAUUUGCAUUGAUUAGUCUAGGACACAAAGGAUAAAAAACUGAUGUGUUUUUUUACUGUAUAUGCCUCUGAACAUAGUAAUGUUGUUUCUGUUGAUGCACAGUCAACAGGAUUGUGCCCUGGAGUUCUUUCUGGGAAUAUUUGUGUAUGAAGCGUUACAGCAAGUCUACAGCAACACCAGCCAAUUUUAAAAGAUGCAAAUUGGGGUUGAGAGUGAGAGCACCGAGGGGCGGGGGAGAAAGGAGGGGCAAUAGAAGCAGUUGACAACAUAGGCAUGUAGGCGGAGCCAGCAAGGGUUAAAACAGUCCUGUGCGUGUCAAGAAAAAAAUCCCAUGUCUAUCACUGUUCUGAAUAGGGACCUACCGUUGAUCGUGCUAGCUGUAAUUGCUAUUUUAUUAUAAUGUCAGCUAAUUUCCUUCAAUCGUUGUUUCCUAAAGUCAGUUGUUUACAAAGGUAUGUUGGAAAAAUAGACUGAAUAGUAAUCAAGUGCUAUCCUUAUGUGGUUACAGAGUAGACACACGAAUGUUCUAACUGUAUGAUUUCCUGAAUCAUACAGUUAGAACUUCCCUAAUAUCUUAUUUACUCCCCUGGUAAGGAACCACUUCAACUAAAUUAUGAGCCAUGACCAUGAAACGUAGACUAACCAUAGCUAGCUGAGUGCUUUCACUUCAAUUCAAUUGCAGAAGCAAUCUUAUUAUUAACAAUGUCAUUUUGUGAGUAGCUUGGUGCACUGACAACCAUGGACUAGUUAAACCCAUGCUACAGUAGCCAUCUCAACUAAAAUUAGAAAACAGCUAGACAGCUUAAAAACGUUAAACAUAAAAAAACCUAACAUUACAAUUGGAAAAGCUACAGUAUGUACAAUUAUAAACAAUAGUCUAACUACCUAAAUUUUAACAAUAAUUGAACUAUAAAAUGGUAAUGGUACUACUAACUACUAAACGAACUGCUCAAAUGCCAAAUAGAGAGUUAAAGAAAGAUAUAGAAAAUGGAAGAGGAACACAGCAAGGAAAAGGAUUUAUUGCUGAACUAACCUAUAGGAAAAAAAAUAUCCGGUCCAGGCGGCGGAUUUGUUGUGUUUCUUACAGGACUAAUACGAUGUGAGACAGUAUACUCUUUAUACGCUUCUGAACUCAAAAUAAAUGAUUUUGAGUUUAUUACCCUGUUAAGCUUUGUUUUGACAUUUUAGCAACAAGAUUUAUCUUAAAAAUAUAUAAGGAGUGCUAAAGAAAUGCAUCAGUUUCAUUUCAACAAUGGAAAAUGUCUUCUGUUUUGGAAGAUCACACACACUGGGACUUUGAAUAUGUAAAUAACUCCUGCCUGACGAAACCAGUUAUGUGCUGGACACAGGCCUGGAAUUAUAACCACAAGAUUAUUUUGCCACUGGUGGUGUAUGAGUAUAUGAUACUGUAUGUGUACUAUAAUAUAUGUUCCUCUAAAUGGUGUUUGUGAUGUAUCACAGUUAAACAAAAGGGAAUCUCACAAAAUAGUAUAUGCAUUAUGGCCUCUUGCUAACUGGUCAGCCUCCAUUGUGAUCAUAGGAAGGUUAAUUGUACUACAUUUAGACAGUUCACACGUUUGUCGUUUCAUGAAGACUGACAGCUGCUGAUUUUGUCUGUUGGAUUGUCAAAGCUUAAUGUUUUUUCUUGUUGAUAAACUAUUACCAGACUGCCUGCAUA